AUGAUAAUUAUUAAAACCUCUAAAAAAUCUAUCAUUUUCUUGACAUGUUUGGUAUGGGUGUUGGAAAAUCAUUGUUGUCGAGCUGACCCUGAUACUAAUGACGACGAUUACAUAUCGGAAGAGGAGUGCCCCGCUUUACCCCAAAAUAAGGAUUGUCACUGCGACGUCAUGGAGACUAACACGACAGAAAUCGAAGGCCAGCACGCCACAACCACUGCUAAGUAUUAUUCUCUGAGUUGCAUUUCGAUCCGCGAACAAAAGGAUUUAUUGGAAGCGUUACGAAUCCUAACCGAUGCUGCUUCGUAUAACAUUAGUUUGCGUGUGAAAAAUAGUCGAUUUGAUUUUAUAUCGGACUUUGCCCACGAAUUCGAAAAAAUGACAAAUGCUGGCUCCAAACAACGCAGACCUAUCAAUAUCCAAAGCUUAUCGCUGUUCUACAACAAAUUUAAUAGCAUAACCCCCGACGCCUUUCUGCCAUUGGCCCAAAAUCUUGUGUCACUGUCCAUAUUCGAUAGCACGGAUAAGCCGACUCUGACAGGGCCCAAGCUUGAUAUGCUUUACGAAGCAUUGAAACCCCUGAAAAACCUGGAAACGCUUGAUUUGAUCAUUCCGGAAGAAUUUGAAUUCGACGCCUCAUACUUUGAAAACUUUCCCAAGCUUGAAACCCUUUCCCUGAUGUUACCCAAUUUGCUACACCUCAAGAAUUCUAAAGGGUUUAGGUCCUUAACAAAUCUUAGAGAAUUGAUAAUCACGAGCAAAUUGCCUUAUCUUCCGAAAUCUAUAGUCUCUCUUCCUCAUUUAGAAAUGUUGUAUUUCUAUUCCAGUUCGCUGUCAACUUUCCAAAAUGAUAUCCUCAGCUUUGGCCCAGAAUUAAGAGAACUCGAUUUAUCCAGUAAUCACAUUGAUACAAUCCCUUUCGGCACUUUUCAAAAGAUGCUAAAAUUAGAAGAUCUUGCUUUAUCUGACAAUCAUCUCGAGUCUUUGCCACCCUUAUGCUCACCGUCGCCUUCUAUCAUCGAUAUCGCUGGAGAGAAAAAUAAAGACAUAGCAAUUGAAAGAGGUGGUGUUCAUUCUGGCAAAGCCGAGAGCAAAAAUAAUAAUCUGACUCGCCUGGACCUAUCUCAUAAUGAAUUUAAGGAUGGAUCCCUUACCAAGGAGACGUUUGCCAGUUGUACCUCCCUUACAGAAUUAUUCUUGGAUGAUAACCAUCUCUCAAGCCUGCCCGGUGAUAUGUUAGACGAUUCCCGAAAUAGCCUUCAAGAACUUUCAUUCAGCGAGAAUAGGCUUAAACUGUUUCCUAGUUCGCUGUUAUCUAAACUGAAUAACCUCAUAUAUCUCAGUCUCGGUAAAAACGAGAUCCAAAAUGUGCCCAUUUUUGCUUUCAAAAAUUAUCGCAAACUCCAGUAUAUAUACUUAAACAUGAAUAAACUUAAGGAAUUUAAUAUGAAUACCUUGUUAUCGGCCAAGCGUUCCUUGAGCAUUCUUGAUCUUAGCAACAACCAUUUGAGUUCCUUCGAUUUCCAAUAUUUGGAGAAUUUCCAUAACCUGACUCGUCUAGAUCUAAGUUACAAUAAUUUAACCAGCGUGAAAGGAUUGUUAGAUACAGAAUUGAUCCAUCACCAUAUACAUGCCAUCUCUCUAGAAGGUAGACAUAUUAAUUAUUUCAUUGAGGUUUACUCAGAGUCUAAUUUUAUUAAAACUCACUCAACAAAAAAUAAAUCGAACAACAACAGACAUUUAUUUACUGAACAUUCCCCCUAA
This is a messenger RNA of Gordionus sp. m RMFG-2023, 1761 nucleotides long. Its product is annotated as protein artichoke-like. The transcript has a single exon. NCBI's taxonomy places the organism in Eukaryota, Metazoa, Nematomorpha, Gordioida, Chordodea, Parachordodidae. The coding region runs from base 1 to 1761 and encodes 586 amino acids. Gene Ontology annotation, molecular function: protein binding. The record is from RefSeq and is a predicted model, not a curated record.